CCCAGCCCCCCAUCGCACCGUCCUGCGGACUUGGACAUCCCGCCGUCCUCCGCCACCAGAAUGUCUCUAUGCACAUGCUCCCCCGAGAGCAUCGACGGCCACCGCUACAUCCAAUGGAUCGGCACGUACUUUGGCGACUGCGUCCGGUCUGACUAUGAAAUCGCCGCCUUUGUGCUGGGCAUGAUCAGCAUCCUCGCCUUCGUCGUGGCCAUGUUGCCGCAGAUGAUCAAGAACUACCAGCGUCGCUCGGUCGAAGGGUUCAGCUUUGGGCUGGUGGCCUUCUGGUCAGCCGGCGACCUCAGCAACUUUCUGGGUGCCGUCCUUACCAAUCAGCUGUCGACGCAAAAGUUCCUCGCCGGCUACUUUGUCCUGUCGGACAUUGUGAUGAUUCUGCAGUGGUUCUACUUUUCGUCCCGCACCCAGCACGAGGGCGAUGAAGUAACUUCACUUCUGGAGGACCAGAGCAGCUCCUCGAGCUACGGCGCUGCAUCGCAAGCCACCGGGACCAGCGAGUCGAGUCAGCCAGAGGAGACUCGUGAAGAGGGAGUCGUCCGGUGGCAGACACUUUGGAGCAACCGGUUUCUCACCUAUGGACUCAGCUCCAUCGUAGCCAUCAUCGUCAGCUUCCUGUAUCUGGGCUACAGCUUCUCGGGCCUGAGCCUGCUCGGCACGAGCAUCAGCUCCGCGGCUUUGGACGACCCUCUGCCACUCUGCGAUGCACCACUUCCCAUGACAUCGACGACACUGAUUAUCGGCUCGGUUUCGGCCUGGAUCUCCGGGACGCUGUACUUUGUCAGCAGAAUCCCGCAAAUCAUCGAAAACCACCGGAUCCAGUCAGUCGAAGGCCUCAGCUUGGCGCUCUUCAGCUUCACGGUUGUCGGCAACCUCACCUAUGCGUUCAGCAUCAUUCUUCGAUUCCCAGUCGUCGACUACCUUUUCUGGUGCAGCAAGUUCCCGUACCUUGUGGGAUCGCUGGGCACCCUGAUCUUUGAUUUUGUGAUCUUUGUACAGGCCUACCAAUACGGCGCCCUCAAAUGGAGCUGGAAGAUGUGAGAGAGACGCACAAGAUCCACUCCUGCAUCCACCGCUUCCCCCGACGACGACAAUAGGACCAUUCAAGCCCUUCGCCGAGUUGUAAAGAGCACCAAUUGCCGCAUCAGCUGUCGAUGCCCCUGUCUCGCUGUCUUGAGUGAAGUAUGCAUGCCCUCCACCUCACAUUGUUUCAUGAAUCGGUCUGUCCCUGGACCAUACCAGUUCUGUUCAUUUGUCUCCAACUCCGAUUCCGAUCCCGAUUUCACUCCGUUUUCAGUUUCAAAAACCAACUCCAAAACAAGUAGAAUAAAGCGACAGCCUCAUUCAUUGUUCCACUG
Molecule: messenger RNA, 1370 nt
Organism: Polychytrium aggregatum
Lineage: Eukaryota; Fungi; Chytridiomycota; Chytridiomycetes; Polychytriales
Product: PQ loop repeat-domain-containing protein
Exons: 3
Coding region: 61-1053 (330 amino acids)
Source: RefSeq, a predicted model, not a curated record